Mytilus trossulus (common blue mussel) is the source of this 2312-nucleotide messenger RNA. RefSeq names its product neuropeptide Y receptor type 6-like. The record is from RefSeq and is a predicted model, not a curated record. Lineage: Eukaryota; Metazoa; Mollusca; Bivalvia; Mytilida; Mytilidae. Gene Ontology annotation, molecular function: neuropeptide receptor activity. Gene Ontology annotation, biological process: neuropeptide signaling pathway. The coding region runs from base 195 to 1235 and encodes 346 amino acids. Gene Ontology annotation, cellular component: plasma membrane. The transcript is spliced from 2 exons.
UCGCUUAUUACCAUAUUUUAUAUUAGUCAGAACAACCUAUGUAAACCAUAAGUACUUAACUGGUCAUACAGUAACACGUAUAAUAUUUACUUCCUAUCUAUGACUCUGAAGGUCGGACUUGCUACCGGGUGUUUUUGAUUUUUCGUCUAUAAAAUUCAGAUUAAUUGAAGUCCAUUUCGAAAGAACAAAGAGGAAUGUCUUCAAAUCUAACCAUCCAAGACUUGGAAGAAGAUAAUUUUCGAAAAGAUGGCAUUGGAGUUACAAUAUUUUUAUCUUUACUUUGCGGUGUCGGUGUAUUUGGAAAUGCGCAUGCGUUUCUAAUUUACACUUUCCGUUUUAAAAAAACGAAUUGCCGUGUUUUUGUUCAAUGGCUGUCAUCGGUAGAUAUUGUCGUAUGUGUUAUCUGCAUUCCAUUCGAAAUAUCCAUUGUCGUUCGGAAUAUGACAUUUAAGUAUGCCAUCGUUUGCAAACUAUUCCGAUUCCUUACGCAUGCUCUAGUGAUGUCAUCCGGUUUCAUGUUAGCAGUAAUUGCAAUCCACCGGAAAAGAAAACUAGGGAAUCCCCAUGGCAGACAAUUUACACUAAAGAGGGCACACAUUGCUUGUUUUGUAGUUCUAAUAAUAGCAGGGCUAAUAUCUGUACCAAGUGUUUAUUUUUAUGGUGCUGUAGAAACUGGAACCCCGGAUGUAGAACGUUACCAGUGUACAGUCGAUCCGAAACAUUUUAUGUCAUCUUAUUUUAUUAUAUUCAUUGUUUUUUUAGCGGUUUUAUUGAAUAUUUUAUACAUAAUUUGCAUUAUCGCAUAUUCAAUUGUUAUAAAGAUAAUUACGAGCCAGAUCAAUAGUAGGUUCUCUACAAGGCUGCAGACAAAUGUCUAUUUACCAAAAAGCAACAGUGAUCAAAAGGAAAAGACACGUGAUAAAACUGAAAAACCGAAUGACAGUCUUAAAUACUCGCGGGAUAUUUCAUUUUUAUUUAUUGCGGCAUCAACUAUGUCUUACAUUGGAUAUUUGUUAACUGUGAUCAGUUUUCUAAUUGAUUUUAUCAAUCCAGACACUACUGGCUCCUUUAAAUCCGUGUCGGCCAUUUUGUACAGAGGAUUUUUCAUUAGUAGUGCGGGAAAUCCUGUCGUUUAUCUGUUUCUGGAAAGACAGUUCAGAGUGGAAUGUAAAAAUGUUUAUUCAAAAUUGUUUGGAAAAUGUUGUUGGAGCAAGGAACUAACGAUUAUCGUAUAAAUGUCUUCAUAUCAGGAACAUAACUACAACUGACCGUACAAGGGCUGUAUAGCCAGUCAAGGGAGUCUAAAACUUCCACCAUCAUCAGAACUAUUACCGUCUUAAUGCCGUCAGAGCAAGAAUAUAACUACAACCCACCGUGCAAGGGCUGUAUAUCCAGUCAAAGUCGUUAGAAACUUCCACCACCAGCAUAAAUAUGACCGUAUAAAUCUAAAGUCUUAUUCUAUCGAAACUGGAUAACUCAUAACAAGAUCAGAGUUCUAUCUUUUGAUCAGUUGGUAAUGGUCCAUAACAUAAAUUCUAAUUGUUCUUUUAGACACAUAAUCGUAAGUGCUUCCAUCUGUGAAUAUUAGUCAAUAGAUUACUUUCGAGUUCGUCAAUUACGUCAAAAUUUUCGAUUUUAGAGAACAUCAUUCGUGUGUUUAUGGGCGUCGUUCAAAAUUACGAAUAAUGAACAACAAUCUAGAUCGAAUGACGAUCACGAAGACGCAUGCUGAACUUUAAUAGAAACAACUCGAAAGAGGUCUACUUUAUCUGUUAUUUUAAUGGAUAUUUUGUUCUGUCGAUUUUAUAAACUAACAUAUCUGGCAGACUUCAAGUAAAAAUAAAACGAUUUAUAUCGUUUGAUCAUUGAUAAACUUAAGUUUGUAAUCGUGUAUGUUGGCUUUUUAAGUGCCGGAUUAAAAAAAGUUACUUCACUUUUCACUUCCGAAAGUACUGCUACACAUUUUAAACUUUUUCUUCAUGUUUCAUUUUUUAUUACCUUCACAACGCACUACACGAUGGAGCUAAUUGUUUGUCAUCAUCGACAAGAAUAUACAAUACAACAGAAUCACGUGACAAGUGUACUAUGUUAAAUAAAUUUAUCUUUAUAUUAUAUACCUGCAAGGGGUUAUUGUCUUUCGGUCCUUUUGAAGACUAAACCGGGAUUAUCUCAAGUUUUCAUAAAAUAUGGAACAGAGCAAAAAGUAUAGCCUGCGUUAGGUUAUCAUUUACCCUGGUUUAAAUGCAAUCUACAGAGUAUACACACACUUUAUUUGUGUUUUAAUGUAAAUAAAAGUUUUACUAUACAAUUUU